Messenger RNA from Ochotona curzoniae (black-lipped pika), 6018 nucleotides. RefSeq names its product glycerol-3-phosphate acyltransferase, mitochondrial (gene GPAM). The transcript is spliced from 20 exons. Gene Ontology annotation, biological process: phospholipid biosynthetic process. The coding region runs from base 38 to 2572 and encodes 844 amino acids. The record is from RefSeq and is a predicted model, not a curated record. Gene Ontology annotation, cellular component: mitochondrial membrane; plasma membrane. NCBI's taxonomy places the organism in Eukaryota, Metazoa, Chordata, Mammalia, Lagomorpha, Ochotonidae. Gene Ontology annotation, molecular function: glycerol-3-phosphate O-acyltransferase activity.
GGUUUCCCAUGAGCUUGAGUGGUAUAUAUGUAUAUAUAUGUAUGUUCUUUUUAUAGCGCAUGAUUUGGGAGUUACACUUGGUGACAUGGAUGAGUCGGCACUGACCCUGGGCACAAUAGAUGUUUCUUAUCUUCCCAAUUCCUCGGACUAUAGUCUUGGUCGAUGCAAACAUGCGAAUGAGGAAUGGGUAAGUUGUGGUUUCAGAUCCACCUUCUUCAGGUCUGCGACCCUAAAAUGGAAAGAAAGCCUGAUGAGUCGGAAGAGGCCGUUUGUCGGAAGGUGCUGCUACGUCUGCACUCCCCAGAGCUGGGAGAAAUUUUUCAACCCCAGUAUCCCAUCUUUGGGUUUGCGGAAUGUUAUUUAUAUCAAUGAAACUCACACAAGGCACCGAGGAUGGCUUGCAAGACGGCUCUCCUAUGUUCUUUUUGUUCAAGAACGAGAUGUGCAUAAGGGUAUGUUUGCCACCAACGUGACUGAAAAUGUGCUGAAUAGCAGCAGAGUACAAGAGGCGAUUGCAGAAGUAGCCGCCGAAUUAAACCCUGAUGGGUCUGACCAGCAACAAUCAAAAGCCGUCAAUAAGGUGAAAAAGAAAGCCAGAAAGAUUCUCCAGGAAAUGGUUGCCACAGUCUCACCGGGGCUGAUCAGACUGACUGGGUGGGUGCUGCUCAAACUGUUCAACAGCUUUUUUUGGAACAUUCAGAUUCACAAGGGCCAGCUUGAGAUGGUUAAAGCUGCAACUGAGACGAAUUUGCCGCUUAUAUUCCUGCCGGUUCAUAGAUCCCAUAUUGACUAUUUGCUGCUCACGUUCAUUCUCUUCUGCCAUAACAUCAAAGCACCUUACAUCGCCUCAGGCAAUAAUCUCAACAUUCCAAUCUUCAGUACCUUGAUUCACAAGCUUGGGGGCUUUUUCAUACGCCGGAGACUGGAUGAAACACCCGACGGACGGAAAGACAUCCUCUACAGAGCCCUGCUGCACGGGCAUAUAGUUGAACUGCUCCGACAGCAGCAGUUCCUGGAGAUUUUUCUGGAAGGCACACGCUCCCGGAGUGGGAAAACCUCCUGUGCCCGGGCUGGGCUUCUCUCGGUGGUGGUUGACACACUGUCCACCAACACCAUCCCAGACAUCCUCAUCAUCCCUGUGGGAAUCUCCUAUGACCGGAUCAUUGAAGGGCACUACAAUGGCGAACAGCUGGGCAAGCCUAAGAAGAAUGAGAGCCUGUGGAGUGUAGCAAGAGGUGUCAUUAGAAUGCUAAGGAAAAACUAUGGCUACGUCCGAGUGGAUUUCGCACAGCCGUUUUCUUUGAAGGAAUAUUUAGAAAGCCAAAGUCAAAAACCUGUGACUGCUCCCCUUUCUUUGGAACAAGCCCUGCUGCCAGCUAUACUUCCUUCAAGACCCAGUGAUGCUGCUGACGAAGGUGUGGAUGCAGCCAUGAAUGAGUCCAGAAAUGCAGCCGAUGAAUCCUUCCGCAGGAGGCUGAUCUCGAAUCUGGCCGAGCACAUCCUCUUCACUGCCAGUAAGUCCUGCGCCAUCAUGUCCACUCACAUCGUGGCCUGCCUGCUGCUGUACCGCCACCGCCAGGGAAUUAAUCUCUCUACAUUGGUGGAAGACUUCUUUGUGAUGAAGGAGGAAGUCCUGGCCCGUGACUUUGACCUGGGCUUCUCAGGGAAUUCCGAAGACGUGGUCAUGCACGCCCUCCAGCUGCUGGGCAAUUGCGUCGCUAUCACCCCCACUAGCAGGAAUGACGAAUUUUUCAUCACUCCCAGCACAACUGUCCCGUCAGUCUUUGAACUCAACUUCUACAGCAAUGGAGUCCUGCAAGUUUUUAUCAUGGAGGCCAUCCUAGCCUGCAGUCUCUACGCGGUCCUGAACAAGAGGGGUUCUGGAAGCUCUGCGGGUGUGCCCGCCGGCCUGGUCAGCCAGGAGCAGCUGGUGCGCAGGGCCGCCAGCCUGUGCUACCUGCUCUCCAAUGAAGGCAGCAUCUCGCUGCCCUGCCAGACGUAUUACCAAGUCUGCCACGAGACGGUGGGGAGGUUUAUCCAGUACGGCAUCCUCACCGUGGCGGAGCAAGAUGAGCAGGAAGAUAUCAGUGCUGGUCUUGGUGAGCAACAGUGGGACAAGAAACUUCCAGAACCUUUGUCUUGGCGGAGUGAUGAAGAAGAUGAAGACAGUGAUUUUGCUGAGGAGCAGCGAGAUUGCUACCUGAAGGUGAGCCAGUCCAAGGAGCAUCAGCAGUUCGUCACCUUCUUACAGAGACUCCUGGGGCCCCUGCUCGAGGCCUACAGCUCCGCCGCCACCUUUGUGCACAGCUUCAGCGGCCCUGUCCCGGAGCCUGAAUACCUGCAGAAGUUGCACAAAUACCUAAUAAGCAGAACAGAAAGAGAUGUUGCAGUGUAUGCUGAGAGCGCCACGUACUGCCUCGUGAAGAAUGCCGUGAAAAUGUUCAAGGAUAUCGGGGUUUUCAAAGAGACCAAACAAAAGAGGGUGUCUGUUUUAGAACUGAGCAGCACGUUCCUACCUCAAGGCAACCGGCAGAAGCUCCUGGAAUAUAUUCUGAGUUUUGUGGUGCUGUAGGCAGCCCGUGGCACCUCUGGCAAGUGAAGGACACGAGCUGAGCUCGUGGCAGGCUCUGGCCCCCAACCCGAGAGCUGCAGGUGCCGCCGCGUGGUCAGGCCUUCCUGUCCCCAUGGUGAUCUAGAAGACAAGUGCCUUCUCCCUCCUCGGCCCCGGGACCUUCCGCACGCUGGGCCAAAGCGACAGCCGGCAGAUAACACUUGGGGGCCCCGCACCCCCCGGCCUCCGCUCACAGCUCCUCACCAGUAGGUGGCUAGAUGAAAUCUCAGUAAUUUAUUUGAAAAAUUUAUUAAAGUUUUGCAUUUUAGUGACACUUUAAAGGACUAAUUACUAUGGUGGACAGAGAAACGUGGUUGUGUCCCAGAACUGGAUCCCGUGUGAUGUGCUCAGUGCUGACGGGUCAGUCACUGAAACUGUGGGGUUCCUGGCCAGUGCUCUCUAAAACAUCACUGCCCCAUCUCUCCGCUUGUUUCCAGAUGUGUUGCUAGCAGCUGCAUUUACCUGGGGGGCGGGGAGCACCUUUCUUCCCACCUCUCCAGGCCAGGAAGCCCUGUGCUGUGCUGUGCUGUGUGGUCAGAAUUAGAAGGCACCUCCAGAGCUGCAUGGCAAAAGACACUAGAUGAUGUAGGACGGAAAUUGAGAGGUAAAUUUGCUGAGAGAAUGCCAGUUAAACCUGGCCAGAAAACUUUAGCUCAUAUAGAGAAGUGCCAUUUCAUUUUAAAAGACCAGCAGGUAUCUAAGAAAAAAAAAAAAUCUCCAGUUUUUUGUCUGUGUCACUUCUGGCCCUCAAAUGGCACCUGCCUCAAGGUUACAAGUCUUUGUCGGAGCUGCUUUUCGAAUGCAGCCAGCCGGGCCUGCUGGACUCUGCAGAGCAUGGCAUGCAGGAAGGAGCCUGGCACACAGAGUCUACACUGCACCCGAGGCACAGGGACUGGGACCCAUGAGACUGGUCAGUGGGCAACCUGUGCCAUGAACGUGCUGAAUCCACUCAGUGGUACGAGUUGGAAGUAUCUGUGGGUUUUGAGCUGUGAGCAAAAGAACAAAACCGUGGUUCUUUAGAAAUGUACGUAGAUUGUCUGCCUAAGCCCCAACGCCACAUAGUCACCAUGCCCGUGACAAAUUGUCGCAGACGGCUAGGUGCUUUUGUGUGACAGGGCGCACAAUUGUUACUUGUGGUGAUUACGGCAAUUUAAAGAUUACGUAAUUUAAGAGUUUUUCUAAGAGUUUAUUGUCCUCUUUCUCCAUGAUAAUUAUGGAAUCAGGAUUUUUUUUUUUUUUGCUGAUAAAUAUUGCAUAGACUCUUUUGAAUUUAAAAGUACCAAGAAUGAACUUUUGUACUUUCUUAUGCUCGGCUUCUAGAUGCUACUAGUAUCUUGUGAAUCCUGUGUGUUGGGAGAGGGAGGAAGGCGGGUCGGUGUUUCACGCUGUGCCAGCUCUCCUGCCUGCCACGUGGAGCGGAGAUGCUGGGCUGCGGUGGUCCCCUCGUGACUCUUGUCAUGUUCUGCGUUUGAAGGCAGGAGUUGUUUGCAGGAGCUCCUUGGCAGCGUGGCUGCCCUCUGUGGGAUGGAGCGCUCGCCCUCAGCCUUCCGUGUUACACUGGGGCUGCAACACUGCUUUUCUUGGCCGCACUUGGGCGAGUCCCAAGGAGUCUUAUUUAUUUAUUCCUUUGCAUGUUUGCUGUCUGGGGAAUCGGUCAUUUCCCUGGUGCGUCUUCUGUCAUCCUUCAAAUUGUGAAUCCAGGGUUUUUCCGGUGCCCUGUCGGCUGGGCCUGCCCUCCUGCAGGCGGUGCCGCCCUGCCCGUCAGUCUGCACGGAGCUGCUGCCUCGCCGCCCUGAGCGGGCACACUGCAGCUUCGGCCUCAGCGCUGCUCUGCCUCAUCCGCUUUCCAGCCAUCUCGUCGGUUGCCAUUGGGGAACGCAAUGUGUCAUUCGUUGGCAAUGCUGCCACUUCACUCACUGGGAGGGUAAAUGUGCAUGCUUUUUGUAAUUACCUGGUGCUUCUGAAACCUUUUCUAAAAAAGAAAAACAUGAUCUCAACCAAAGUUAAUGCUCAUGUAGACAAGCUGACCCUUGAAUUAAUUUUAGCACAGCUCGUUCUUCAGUGCCUCAUUACCGGAAAAGAGAACGCAUCAUGGUGAGGCUGUGAGAUAGCACUGUGCUCAUCCUCCCGUUGCUUCCCCGCAGCGAAUGGCUUCCUUGUCAGGUUAAACACACGAGGUGCUCGUCAUCACUUACUCCCGGUUUACUCUCUUGCAUUUCUGUGAAACCGAAAUGCUUGCGCUUCAGGGUAAGACUGAGUCAAGUCAAACAAGCAAUAGGAAACUGCACUUUGUCUUUAAAAUGACAAUGUUCCAUGUAAAUCAGACAAGAAGGAAAUUGGCUCUCUUAACAUGUCAAGGAAAAAAACUAAAAGGGCAGAGUUGGGAAUGGCGUGCGUGGAGCUAAGUGGAACUAAGCACCGAGAAGGCACGCCGUUUUUUCCUUCCCAGAUGCACGCAGGUGACAGUGAGAGUGGGAAAGGCAGACCGCAGGGAGUGGCCGUGCAGGCUGUGGAGUCCUCAGGCACCAGGAUGCAGAGGGCAGUCCCACGGGUGUCCUUGUCCGGAAGCCCCGUUUGCCCCAGGACGUACGUGGUGCCCGUUAGCCGUCGGGACUCGGCACUCUUAGCCUGUCUAACCCAGCAUUUCCCAAUCUGUUGGAGCUCGUGUCCUUUGCCCUCUGGGACACCUCGGACCCUCUCACUGGUGUCUCGCGGAAAACGCUCGGCAGCCCUGUGUGAGGGAGUUGCUUACAGGGACAGUACGGUGUGGCACUGAGACACGCCACCCAGUGCUGCGCUGGGUGCCUCUGCGCCUACACCCUGGAGAGAAUACGCAUGCGUACCUUGCUCUAGGUGACGCGUGCUCUGCCCUUUGCUGCAGGCUCAGUUAUUCAUGGGCUGGCUUUUCCACUGAAAGCAGAAUUAAUACAUAUAAGGUUUAAUUGGGGUAGAUAAUCAGGGCUUUAUUGCAGAUCUAGCAGGAACUGUGCAGUUAAAUGCAGAUUUUUAUCUACAGAAAGAUCUAAUACUUAGAAAAAUGCCAUGUUGCUGAGGUUUCUGAGACUUAGUACGGGAUGUAAAUCUAUUUUUUAAAACACUAUUUUUAGAGACCUGUGAGCUUGUGGCAUUGCAGUUUAACACAGACUAAUGACUGCAUUGGAGAGAGACUGGAACUUCAUUUUCUAAGCAGCUGGAGCUCUGACGUCUUGAUGGAGGGUGUUAAGGUAUUUGCCAGUUAUACAAAGGAAUGUUAGGUUGUGUAAAAUAAUUGCUAUGAAGUACUGUAAAAUAACACUGCGUGAUUUUUGUGAGCAAAACUGACUUGAAAAUGUUGAUUUUUCUGCCUGUUAAUGUGUUGUGGGAAGCACAGAAAUGUAGUUUUGUCAUAAUAAACCAAAAAUUAAACA